AUGAGUUUGAAAAUAGCCGUGAAUGUGCCCUUAUUUGCCGAUAAAUACUUCAGUGAAACAAUUUCGCCGAUCACGCUCUCCUUAACUGAGCCACCGAUCGUUGUUCAAGCGCAGCUGCUCACUUCAGACGUCGACCUGGCUGUAGACGAGGUUUGCGAUAGUCCAUUGGUGCUUGCACCAGCCGAUCCCAAGAAUGUUUCAACGCAAAAAAUUGUAGAAAAGGCCGUCGGUGAGGAUGUUGUAAAAGCGCAGCCAAAUUUCGGUGAGAAGAUGCCUGUUCGAACGCUGUUUUGUCGGAAAUGUGAAGGUCACGGAAAGCAAGUGGUUUUAAAAGGUCACGCCAGCAAAUGCCCCUACAACAAUUGCAGUUGUAAAACAUGUGCCAAUGUAAUGUCAAUGCGUGCAAAUGCGAUUAUUCGGCGGUAUCGAUCGCGAACCUCUGAAUGCGGUCUGGUGUUGAAACCCGUUCAUUUCCGAAACGGUAACACAAGACUUCGAGUAUUCCCAAAAUAUAUUGACGACAAGGAAUGUGUGUCGAUUCCUGUUGAACCCAGUUGUGAACGCAUGGACGUAUGUCAUCGUAUGCAAAUGAGUCCAAACUUACACCAGGGUACCACAAACAUUAUAGACCAAUCACAAGCCACAGCCACAGAGUGCACCUCAUCACCACCAAUCAAAACACUCAGUAACACACCUUCAAGCAACUGUUCGGGAGCAGUGCGAAUCAAACGACAUAGUAGAGAGGGCAUUGAGCAUCACAAUAAGCGUGUUGAAUCGAAAUCGCCAUCUGCUGAAAUGGCACCGAUUGAAUUGACAAGUACAACGAGCAGUAAUAAUGAUACAAUUAGUAACAAUUAUCGUAAUAGUAAUAGCAAUAACAGUGACAAUGCUAAUAGUGAUACGAAUUCCGAUAACAACAAUGCUAACAGCAGUACAUGUGAGAUGAGCUCACCACUGCAGCAUAGUGCAUUUCUGGAUGCGUCAUCAUUUUCCAGCACAAGCAAUCCAUUCGUUUCACUCUUGCUUGGAUCAGCCCAGCUACCCGUCACCACUCCGGACAACCAAGUUGGUUUACUGUCCCAGGGUAUAUUUUUACCGAGUGUUGCCGAUGAGCAUUUGCGGUGGCCGAACGGUGUAGCAGCCUUUUCGUCGGUGCCGUUCUUCCAUCAACAAGCCAAGUCAAUGAUAAGCUCAAGUCAUACCCCGACUUCACCAAUCACUGCUAGCACAAACAAUACAUCAACAGGCACACUACCCGACGCCGAUCUGCUGGCCAAGUUGAUUCGCAAUUCAACGCUUCUGAACGCUACCUCAAGCACGCAACAGCUCUUCAGUCGUCACACUGUCAACACUUCAACGCGAUCUUCGACGCUUGCAGAUGACAACAAAACCGAUCUAUGCAAAAGCAAUAAACUUACCACUGAUCCUCAUCUGAGCAAUAAUCUGUUUGCAACGCAGCCAUCGUUCUAUUCAACACCGUUCCCACCGAACGCGUUCAAUUCACUGCAACUACCGUAUGCAUCGCCUGCGUCCUACUGUUGUGCGCCUGCAGAUCGUUUCUACAAUAUACCAACGCAAGGCAUCAUUGCGCCUUGGAUAGCACAACCAUCAACACUCACUCAUCCACAUCCGUCCAAUCAAGCCGCGUUCCUGCAUCCUCACGCUCACCACCACCAUCUGAGCCUGGAUCAGGAACAGUCUCAGCACCUCAACGCCAGCACCAUCGGCAAUCACGCUUCACUAAUCUCCACAUCUCACUUAUAUCCCAAUGAUGCACACUCCAAGUUGGGAUCACAAUCUGAUGGCGCACAAAAAUCACGUAAAGAAACGUCUGAAAUCGAGAAUAUUGUUGUAGAUUCAAUAGAGUACGAUGAGGAUGGCAUCGACAAUGAUGCUGAUCUUAAUAAUGAUCGAGUGAAACGAAUCGAAUCAGCUGCAAACGAAUCCUCUGCGCCUAUUAGUUCAUGUGCACGUCAACCGAAUACGCAGGUCACAGCCGAAGAAACAAAUCAAACAAAUGGUGAUGAAACCGCAUCUGAAGGUGAUAAUCAUAACACCAGCAGCAAUGGCAAUAAACCAAUGGAUAUUAACGUCGACGAGUUGUUUCCCCGCACACUGAAACUCACCAAUGAAGGUCGCUCUCGGCUUUUGCUAAACAAUCCGAGAUAUCGUCAUUUCUUAGCUACUGUUCGUAAACUUGAAAAUGAAAUGUUGAAUGCAGAAGACAUCGAAACAUUGUGA
Messenger RNA from Anisakis simplex (herring worm), 2241 nucleotides. The record is from the annotation of a GenBank genome assembly. Lineage: Eukaryota; Metazoa; Nematoda; Chromadorea; Rhabditida; Anisakidae.